Brassica oleracea var. oleracea is the source of this 712-nucleotide messenger RNA. Its product is annotated as protein SHI RELATED SEQUENCE 3-like. The record is from RefSeq and is a predicted model, not a curated record. NCBI's taxonomy places the organism in Eukaryota, Viridiplantae, Streptophyta, Magnoliopsida, Brassicales, Brassicaceae. Bases 98 to 670 code for a protein of 190 amino acids. Gene Ontology annotation, biological process: positive regulation of DNA-templated transcription. The transcript has 2 exons. Gene Ontology annotation, molecular function: DNA-binding transcription factor activity; DNA binding. Gene Ontology annotation, cellular component: nucleus.
AUAAAGAGGAAGCAAACAAAGAGAGCAAAAAUGGCCGGCAUCUUCUAAUAAUCAUCUGUACAUAUAUAUGAGUAUGAUGAGAAGGCAGAUGUAAUCUAUGAUGAUGAUGGUAACGGGGAGAAGGUGUGAAGACUGUGGGAAUCAAGCUAAGAAAGAGUGUGUGUAUAUGAGAUGCAGAACUUGCUGCAAAGCGAAAGCCUUUCAUUGCCAAACUCACAUCAAGAGCACUUGGGUUCCUGCCUAUAGAAGAUCCCACAAACACCAAUCGCAAACGCAAGCACAACCACAGCAGCAACCGCUCUCUAUUACAAACCCUAAACGUCUCAGAGAACAGCACCCAACUUCUUCCCCUUCAUCAUCAGGUGUAAGAAUCGGCACUAGUACGGGACAUUUUCCUGCGGAGUUGAGUUCUGUAGCGGAUUUCCGUUGCGUAAAAGUGCAUUCAAUCGAUGACGGAAAAGAACAAUACGCUUAUCAGACGACGGUGAACAUUGGAGGACACGUUUUCAGAGGCAUUCUUCACGAUCAAGGCCUCGAAAAAGUGGACUUAGAUCAUCACCCUGCUCAUCAUGAUCAAGCUUUACUUCUCCCGUCAUCUUCACGUCCCUUGAUGAUAACUAGUCAUUUUACCGAUUUCAUGUCCGGCACCCACACCAAAAGUCUUCAUUAAGAAUAAUUUCGUAAAAUCACUGUAAAUUGACUAAUUUUUAGA